Messenger RNA from Astrephomene gubernaculifera, 4552 nucleotides. The record is from the annotation of a GenBank genome assembly. NCBI's taxonomy places the organism in Eukaryota, Viridiplantae, Chlorophyta, Chlorophyceae, Chlamydomonadales, Astrephomenaceae.
CGUACGCUCGUCCAGUAGAGACGAAACCUCAUCUCUUCACCACAGCGUCAUCUAUUGACUGUCCUCAACCUGAAGCCUUGUGAUAUGCUCAUGUGCCUGGCACUUAUGCCGUUUACUGCGUUUGCUCAUUGCACCCUCUUAUGUGCAGUCUGCAGAACUGUGCCCACAUAUAUACGUAGUGAGUCCUAAGCCUUAACUUUAGACGUCUGGUCACACCCAACUUCGGAACUUCCCGUAGUAGGUCCAGGUAGAAUUUUAGUUGCAGUUAGUGAGCUUGACAUAUUUUGCAAGAGCUGACAAACUUGCUGUGACUGCUAUCAACGCACUAUCUUUGCUUGUAUUAAACUUACGGAGGCAGCGAAGGCGUGGCAGUUUUCUGCACUUUUCGUGAUAGUACCAUUUACCAAUUGGGGCUGGCUUCUUCCAAGUAGCUGCCUUUGUUGGGGCAUCAAAGAAGCUGCUUGCCCGGCUCCCGACCUGGGACGUCGAGCUUUGGGCUUCGUAAGCACGGUUGACGCUUUCUGACGAAUGAUUGGAUGGAUUAACCUGAGCGUUGAGGCCUUCAUCUGCGACUCCUUCGGCCGCGAUGCCUGGCAGCGCAUCGUGCAGGAGGCCCGCGUGGACUGCAACUGGGUGUCCUCCUGCCCCUACCCCGACAAGAUCACCUACGACCUGGUCAUCACGGGGGCCGGCAUCCUGGGCGUCACGGUGCCGCAAGCGCUAGAGGCGUACGGGCAGUACUUUGUCAACUAUGUGAUUAAGCAGGGCUACACGCGGCUGAUGAAGAGCCUGGGCAGCAACAUUGCGGAGUUCCUCGCAAACCUCAACAACCUACACCUGCACCUGACGAUGGGCUUUCCUUCCAUGGUCGCCCCGGCAUUCCGAGUGGAGCAGGUCACCAGCAACAGCCUGCUGCUGCACUACCACUCCAUGCGCCCCGCGCUGUGGCCCAUCGUGAGCGGCGUGCUGAAGGGCGCCGCCCAGGUGCUGUUCGAGCACGCGGUGGAGCUGCAGCUGGUGGCGAGCAGGGAGGCGGGCGACUGCGACCACGAGAUAUUCCGGGUGACGUAUCCCCACCAGGAGUCCCUCACGCUCUGGGACAAUCACGACGCGGCCCUAGCAUCGGAGUACAGCAUGACCAAGGACUUUUUCUUUGAGAUGUUUCCCUUCCACGUCAUCCUGGAUCCAGAUUGCCGCGUCGUACAAGCAGGCAGCGUCAUGACGCGACUGUUCGGCUCCACGCUGACCCAUGGGUCGGCCAUCACGGAUACCUUUACGCUGCGCCAUCCACACAUUCCGUUUGAGUACGACAGAAUGUUGCUGGAGAGCGAUUCAUUGUUUCUUCUCAAGGCUUUUCAGACAGGUCUCGAGUUCAAGGGCCAAAUGGUCAAGACCAACAUGCCGGACGGCCGCCCCGUGUUGCUGUUCCUGGGCUCCCCGCGCGUGGCCACGCUGGAGGAGAUGGGCGCGCACGGGCUGUUCCUGUCCGACAUUCCGCUGCACGACAUGAGCCGCGACUUCGUACUGCUGGCGGAGCAGAGACAGGCGGAGGCUGACCUGAAGGAGCGCUUUGAGAAGAUGGCGGUUGAGCUGCGGGUCGCGAAUGAGCGGCUUGAGCAGGCCACCAGCUGGCUGGCUGAGGAGCGGAGCCGCAGUGACGCGCUGCUGUACCGCAUGCUGCCUGCGGACAUCGCGGCGGACCUGCGGGAGGGGCGCAAGGUGGAGGCCAUAAACUACCCGGAAGUGACCAUUCUGUUCAGCGACAUGGUGGGUUUCACAAACACCUCCGCCAAGUCAACUGCCGAGGAGGUGUACAACAUGCUCAAUGAGAUGUACGACAAGUUCGACUGCCUGAUCGACGAGUUCCCCGACGUGUACAAGUUGGAGACCAUCGGGGACGCCUACUUCCUGGUCUGCAACCUCACCACCCACUGCCCGCGACACGUGGACACCGUCAUCGACUUCGCCAUCCGCAUGCAGGCGGCGGCGCGGGGGGUGCGCGACGCGCAGGGGCAGCCGGUGCAGAUCCGCAUCGGCAUCCACACGGGCCCCGUGGUGGGCGGCGUGCUGGGCGCCAAGACGCCGCGCUUCAGCGUGUACGGCGACACGGUCAACGUGGCCAGCCGCAUGGAGAGCCACGGACUGCCGGGCAAGAUCCACAUCUCCGCGGCCGCCUACGCGCGCAUCGUGGACAAGCACAAGUAUGCGGUGCGGGAGCGAGGAAACAUCGCGGUCAAGGGGCGCGGAAACAUGACGACGUACCUGAUCGGUGGAACGCAUGACGACUGGCUAUUGCGUCAGAGCUUCACGGAUGUCCAAAUGGACGGUGUGGGCGGUGUGGCGGGCCGGGAUGGCUCCUUCGUUGUCACUGCAUCCGGCAGAUCAGCGGACAGCAUGGCUGCCUAUCGGCCCCAAACUGCCAUGGAGGCAAUCAAGGAGGGAGAUGAGGACCGACUGUCUCGGAGCCUCCCCCCGCAUGGUUUCGUAAGCGGAACCACAGCAACCAACUCCUUCACUUCCAACCCAGCUGGAGAUUCCUCGGCCGCCCUAACCGGCACGAACCUCCCAACAAGCAGCACAGGCAUGGUGCAAACUGGCGCAACGGUUGUAUCGGUUGAUACAAGCGCAGCAACUGUUGCCGCUGCCGGCGCCGCGGUUCCGUCCAUUCGAAAGUGUCCGUUUCAGCACGGCUCAUUCCCCAACCCAUAUAACGACUCCGCUGCUAGCAGCGUCAACAACAGUGGCAACGUAGCAAUGGCGACAUUGACGCCAUCGAUGUCACUUGCAGCAGUCGCCGCUGCAGGUGCGACACCCGUCAGUGCGGACGCCGCCGCCGCUACCGCCACUUCCACCCAAAGCAAUGCUGAUUAUCUUGCAAGCGGCGGAGUCGCAGCCAUUAGCGGCGGCGGAAGCGGCGGCGGCCGCCACUUGGCGUCAAACCAACGCGCCGGAACAGGCGAUAUCCUGUCGUACAUAUCGGCUGCGAAUGCGGCGGCGGCAGCGGCUCAGCCGUCGUCGCCGCGCAGCGGCAGCGUCGCCGUCGUCGCCGCCGCCGCCGCCAGCAGCGGCUCAUUCAGGGAGGCGGCUCGCGAGGCGUCCUUCCGAGCCGUAUACGCGAGGGGCGGUCGACCCGCGAGCCGCAGCAUGCUCCAUGGAAGCCCAAGCGCCGCCGCCAGCGGGCACAGCCUCCUGGCAGCAGCUAGCGGCAGCGUCGAAGGGACGACGACAACGGCGGCGGCGCCUGUCAGUGGCGGUUUUGAAAAGUCGUCGUACGACAAUGUGGCGCCAGCGAGCUCUGUUGCCGCCGCCGCCGCCGGCGGUACAAGCUUUGUAAUCGCUCGCGGUGCAACAUCCAAGUCGUCAUUACCGUUCCAGCAGGGUACGGCAGCAGCCGUGGUGGUAGCGGCGGCGGCGGCAGCUCCGCCGCCGCCAGUGUUGGAAGCGCCGGCUGUGACGGCGGUUGAGAAACCAACGGUGGCGGCGAAGGACGCGCCAACGCCAGCGCAGGCGCAGGCGCUGCCGCCGCCGCCGCCGUCCCCAAUGCAAGCGGCUGUACUACAGCAAUUGCAGGCCGCAUCGCUGUACGAUACCUCUGUUCGUCGGAACGGCUCGACCGCUGGCAAUUCCCGGGUCAGCGAUCCCUCCAGCGGCGCAGGAGAUGUCUCGCCCAGUACCGCCAACAAACCCAAGGGCUUGGCGAGCAAGCUUAAGAACUUCUUCAAGAAGUGACCCAUGGGUCAUUUGAGGAUCUAAACAAGGGCCCGAAUUUAAUUGACAUGGCCGGUCAGCUGCACUCUAUGCUGCUUCGAUGCAUCUUCAUAGAGCGGGGCCUCUUGGUUGUUGUCGGCAACGCUAGAACUUCUAGAAAUGUACUGCAACUGGUGCACCGGUAAAAAUUGCUGCCAAGCCUUUUUACCGUGUAGACGUCUGGACUCUGCUCGCCAAACCUCGUAUGGCCUUUCACUUUCUAGGUUCCCUAUUUUGAGAACAUAUUGUUGUGCUGACUAGCAUGGCUAUUUCCUUGGGAGCGUUUCCUUGGCUCCCAGUAUCGUUAGUCAGGAGGAGCUCGGUUCGGGGACUGGCUGCGGGCGCUGCCCACAACGCGUGCCUGCGUGUACAAAACAAAAACCCGAGCGAGCCGCGAAACGACAUGGACGUGACCACUGGCCGAGCGUGUGUGCUUGCUGAAACUCAACAAACAAAUGGCCGUCUCCAUCCUGACAUUCUAGAAUGUCCCUGCCGUUUUCGACAAGGUACUCCGCCUUUUGCUGUCGCAUGGCUUUGCGGUGUUGGAGGUUUCGCUGGCAGCUUCAUGCGUUGUAGUUCCUGUCGGUGGGCCCUCGGCUCGUGGGUUCAUGCAAAUCAUGUGCAUUUGCACGUGGUUGGAUGUCAGGGUCUGUGGGAUGAAUUUUGGGUUUGGGUGUGUGAAUCGGUCAUGCGGGGUUAUCGGUGUAUGCACGAAUUGAAGGACAUACCACAUACGCAAAUGCAUCUGGGGGCGGGUGCAUUUCUGGUGCCAUUUUCAAUUGCAAUCCGCUCUGCAGCAGCGGCG